Messenger RNA from Penicillium cataractarum, 912 nucleotides. Its product is annotated as putative 2-deoxy-D-gluconate 3-dehydrogenase. Gene Ontology annotation, molecular function: oxidoreductase activity, acting on the CH-OH group of donors, NAD or NADP as acceptor. The coding region runs from base 1 to 912 and encodes 303 amino acids. NCBI's taxonomy places the organism in Eukaryota, Fungi, Ascomycota, Eurotiomycetes, Eurotiales, Aspergillaceae. The record is from RefSeq and is a predicted model, not a curated record. The transcript has a single exon.
AUGGCAGCCACAGUACAGUCUCUCUUCUCCCUGAACGGCCGCACCGCCGUCGUCACCGGUGGCACGCGAGGAAUUGGCCAGGCCAUGGCUUUGGCUCUGACCGAGGCCGGUGCCGAUGUUAUUCUGAUUCAGCGUGAUGAGUCCAACACUGCCACCAAGGACGACAUUAUCAACCGCCUUGGUCGUAAGGCGCAUAUUCACGUUGCCGAGCUAUCAGACCGCAAGGCUGUCAAGGAGAUCAUUCCUUCCAUCGUGAGCAAAGGCUUCAAGCCCGACAUCCUGCUGAACUGCGCCGGUAUUCAACGGCGCCACCCGAGCGAAAAGUUCCCCGACGAGGACUGGGACGAGGUGAGUGCUACAUUCUUAUCUCAAAAACAUCGACCCCUCUAUGCACCCAAGCUCCUGCAAGCUUGGAAUCCCUUCAUUUCACAUGAAACACUAGCUAAUCAUGCCAAUGAACAGGUCCUCGAAGUCAACCUCUCUCAAGUCUUCAUCCUCUGCCGCGAGUUCGGCGCCUACCUGCUUGCCCGUGACGCUUCUGAGUUCCCCUCCGGCCGCCGGGGCUCCAUCAUCAACGUUGCCUCGCUCUUGACCUUCCAGGGUGGUAUCACCGUGCCCGCCUACGCCGCAUCCAAGGGCGGCGUGGGCCAGCUCACCAAGGCUCUCUCUAACGAAUGGGUUGCCAAGGGAAUCAAUGUCAACGCUAUUGCCCCUGGGUACAUUGCCACGGACAUGAACACCGCUUUGAUCAAUGAUGAGAACCGGAAUACCAGUAUUAUGGCACGUAUUCCGGCCGGUCGGUGGGGUCAACCGGAGGACUUCAAGGGUGUGGUAGUCUUCUUGGCUAGUGGCGCCAGUAGCUAUGUCUCUGGCGAGAUUAUUACUGUGGAUGGUGGAUGGAUGGGUCGGUGA